Molecule: messenger RNA, 1377 nt
Organism: Closterium sp. NIES-65
Lineage: Eukaryota; Viridiplantae; Streptophyta; Zygnematophyceae; Desmidiales; Closteriaceae
Source: the annotation of a GenBank genome assembly
AUGACUCGUGGCGAGGCAAGUAAUACUCGCCUCCCCUGGAUAUAUGCCCCUUGCGGCCCCUCUGCGGCCCCGUCGCCGCCACCUGCGGCCCCGCCGCUGCCACGUGCGUCCCCGUCGCCGCCACCUGCGGCCCCGUCGCCGUCACCUGUGGCCCCAUCGCCCUCCCCUGGAGGCCCCGUCGCCGCCCUUUGCGACCGCCUCGCCGCCCUUAGCGGCCUCGUCACCUCCCCCAGCAGCCACGUCGCCGCCUCUACCGGCCCCGUCACCGCUCAACUGCCCAGCGACCGAGCCGCCGAGCCGCCCACCAGCCGAGCCGCCGAGCUGCCCAGCAGCCGAGCCACCCAGCAGCCGAGCCGCCCAGCAGCCGAGCCGCCGAGCAGCCGAGCCGCCGAGCCGCCGAACCGCCCCGCAGCCGAGCCGCCUAGUAGCCGAGCCGCCGAGCCGCCCUACUGUCGAGCCACUACUGUUCCUACCGUCACCCGCCUCCCUGACUCCCUUCGCUUAGUCAGGGACCACUUCCUCUCAGUUUGCCCCACCACUCUCACCGUCGACCUCCUCGAGGAGUGCCUCCUAGCAGCAGAGAAGAGCAUAGUCGCUGUAGGAGCCUCUCGUGGUGACCCUCGCACCCUCAUCUUUGAGGGGUGUUCCCCCUCCCCCCUCUUGCCCUCUCUUGCUUCUACUGCUGCGGCCGACCUCGUUCCUUUCGAAUCGGUCAGCGCUGCGUCUGCCCCGAGCGGGAGACGCUGCACCGGCAAGGGCAAGGGGGGCAAGGGCGCUGGAGGGGCUGGCGGGGGCGGUGGAGGUGGUGGUGGAGACAGUGGAGGGGGUGGGGGUGGUGGUGGGAGUGGUGGUGGGGGUGGAGGUGUCGGUGUCAGCAGUGGAGGCGGAGGAGGCGUCCGCGGUGGCGGAGGGAGCGGAGGCGGCGGAGGUGGUGGAGGCGGAGGAGGUAGCGGAGGCGGCGGCGGCAGCAGUGGACCUGGUCGCAGCUCUGCGCAGAGGAGUGGCUCCGGUGGUGGUCCGCGCCAGCAGCAGCAGCGCAGUCGUGACACCCUAUCCCCUCAGCAGCUUCGUGAGUGGGCGGGGGUUGCUAUCUUUGAUCUUGAUUUUGAUGCUAUUCUUGCUGCCAUGUAUGCUGUGUCGGAUAGUGUUGAGGAUGAAUGUUACCUGUGUGUUCCGCCUGACCCGUGCAUUGAGACUGCUACUCAAGGUGGUGGUGUCUCCCUGGCGGACCCCUCUGGGGGCCCUGUCCUUGCUCGCUUCUCCACUGUCUUACCGUGUCCGGCAGCACCCUCUGGCACCCUGUCAGGUGUCUACCUCCCCUCGUUCUCUACGAACUUGGUGAGUGGAGCUGAUCUACAGGAUAGGGGGGUUGACUAG